Molecule: messenger RNA, 1260 nt
Organism: Amyelois transitella
Lineage: Eukaryota; Metazoa; Arthropoda; Insecta; Lepidoptera; Pyralidae
Product: E3 ubiquitin-protein ligase MARCHF1
Exons: 5
Coding region: 1-1260 (419 amino acids)
Biological process (GO): protein ubiquitination
Molecular function (GO): zinc ion binding; ubiquitin-protein transferase activity
Source: RefSeq, a predicted model, not a curated record
AUGGAUGACAACAAAGAUACUAAGGAACUAAAAGCAGAAGAAACUACAAGUGAAAAUACAGAAAAAGAAACAGAAGGAAAUGUUAACGAUGAAAUAUCAAAUAAACAAACGACUCAGGAUGAUGCAGGUCCUUCAGGAGCAGAACCACUGCCUGGUUCUAUUCCAGAAACACCGAGAACAACAUUCCAAACAAACCCAAACAAAUCUAAAUCAGAACAUAACAUACGACAAAUAAUUACAACUAUAGACGUAGCAAAUGCACUUAAAACUAUUAGUUUCCACUCAAGUCAUGGCAACAAAACUUUGAUAAUGAAUGAAAUUAAAAUUCCUAUAGACAAAAAUAGUGAUAUGGAAAAAGAUGAUUCGACAACGUUUGUCGAACUUAAAAAGUUUAUGGCGACAUGUUUCAAAUUUAACAAAGAUGUAGCUAAUAACGUUACAACAGAAGUACCGACUAUUGUUCAACCGUUAAUAGCUCAAGAAAUGGCUAAUAGCAGUUGCAAUGUGCAGGCUGAAUCUAUUGCGAAUGUGAACAAUGAAGUUAUUGUCACUAGUACUGCUCCUGUAGAUGGUAAACUAUUGAAAGUUAGUUCUGAAAAUAAGAAGAAAAUGUCAGGUAGUCUGUCGGAGCGGUCAGACUACGGGUUGGCGCAGAGAGAUUCACUAUCUAGUAUUGGAUCUAAUGUUUGCAGGAUUUGUAUGACAAGAGGACGAGAAAGACUGAUAUCUCCAUGUAACUGCAAGGGGUCUCUAGCUAAUGUCCACUUGAGCUGCCUUGAACGAUGGCUGAACCAAGUUGGGAGGAAUCAUUGCGAACUGUGUGGAUUCAGCUAUCCAGCUAUUAGAACACCAAGAUACACAGUACUACAAGCUCUCCGACUAUGGUUCGGUAACCCUCGAAACAGGAGCCAUUUGCAGUCGGACUGCCUAAUAUUCUGGCUGCUGUCCACGGUGACAGCUGGGCUGUUGGCCGUAUGCAUUGUUGGCACACAGUACUUUGUUAUCGAAGGCAACAAAUUUGGUAAGCUUGACGCAAGUAGAAAGGAUGAAGGAAUAUCCCACCGCAUAACAGAAACUGCUAUGGACUUCUUCAUGGCUGUGGUGUUAUGCGGUUACUCUGUCACCGUCUACUUGCUCUGGAAAGACCACUACGUCAUGUGGAACCGCUGGAGGCGAGCCAAUGUGAACGUGAGGCUUCUUCUCAGCCCCGACGCCAAUCCAGUACCUUUUGUCCCCAGGGGAAGGUAUAACGUGGUUUGA